AUGAAAUACUUUCGAGUUGGUUGGCUUCCUCUAAUUUUACUUCUAAUUUCUCGAGUUUUUUACGACAGAUUAGCUUACAGUACUGAAUCUCUGAGGUUCUUGAACGAAGCGAGCCAGGACUUUGGUUAUCAAGACUUCGAAACCGCUGUUUAUCUGCAUGAGGUUCGUUUAGCUCUACAAAAAUAUUAGUUUAGGUCUUGGAAAGAGUUCAGAGUCCUGCAGUGGUCUUACUAAACAAGGUAAAUUAAAUUAAAUCGUAAUAACUUGUUUGUCAAGCAUGCGCUCAAUGUGACCCUCAACUUCUUAUGUAAUCUCCGUCAAUUCCACGUUACCAGUAGAGUUCUCGUGUUUGCAUUUGAUUUCCAUUCUUACACCGUAAUUAAAUCAUCUUUUCCUGCAGCACAUGUAAUCCAUUGGAAGAUGUUGGCAUUAGUGAGUGAACAUGGUAAAAAAAUAAAUUAUUCUUAGCAAGAUCCAUUUACUGCCGGAGAUGGGCGAUACCAAUUAUUCCAGUACUUCAGAGCACGGCUUUCUUCGUAUUUGACUACAAAAACUUCAGAUUUCUGGAUGAUCCAAGCUGAUACGAUCUGGAAAAAGAAUUUGUUCGAAAGCGUGGGUGAGUCUUUUUUAAUUUAAUUAAUUGUAAUAAAAAUGGCAACUUUAGAAUACAAUAAGACAGAUCUUCUAUUCGAUCAAGAAGGCGAAUCCGGCCUAUUAUCUGAUAUGAUUGCCGGAGGCUAUUUCCAUGUAAAGUCAAACGAGAAAACCUUUAAAUUCUUCAAAAACAUUGGAGAUACUCUACUUGAUUACUAUGUAACGGACAACAAUUUGAUGACCAGGCAAUGUUACCUCCGUAAAUUUGGAGUAAAAUGUGAUUUUAUUCCAUAUAAGUAAGUUAAAAUACCUAAAGCAAUCCUUUUCAGUGUAAUAGCAAACUGGAGAUAUGAUCCCUCGGAUGAACUCGAAGAACCCGCUUUUAUUCAAUUUGAUGGCGGGGAAGGGGCCGAGGAAAAAUUCAUAAAAAUGAAGAAGACAGGCGCCCUUUUCGUGGAUUCUGAAUCCCUCUCCGCCGAUCCCCGGCUAGCCAGAUGCCUCGCUUCUCCUGAUGUAGACCCCAAAAAGAAAAUCAAAGACAAAAAGGCCAUAAACAAGGCCAAUAUCGUAAUCAGAAGUGCGCAUCAGACCACCGAAUUGCUCUGUCUUCUUAUUCCCCAACUGAGAACUUUCUUUUUAGGAUAUCUUUUCCCGUUUUAUGCUUACUUUUUGGCAAUUUAA
Molecule: messenger RNA, 1275 nt
Organism: Bursaphelenchus xylophilus (pine wood nematode)
Lineage: Eukaryota; Metazoa; Nematoda; Chromadorea; Rhabditida; Aphelenchoididae
Source: the annotation of a GenBank genome assembly